CAUAACCUCACAUAAUGUCACAUAACCUAUAUAUUUUACCAAAGACAGUUUUGUUUGGCAAAUUUAAUUCUACGCAAUAUUCUAGAUUGUUGUUAUUUCACAUACGCAGUUGUUAUUGAGUUGUACUUAGUCAAUUAUGGAUUAUGGUUUUCUACUGCGUUCAUCGAUUCAGUGAUUUUUAAAAUUAAGUUACAUAAUUAUUAUUAUUGUUUGAAAUUGAAAUUUAUUGCGACAGAAAAUGGCUCGAAGAGAACGAAGUGUACUCGGUAUGAUUUUAAGAGAUUUUAUUUCAUCAAUCACAUCAAAAGCGGGAAAACCGAAGCUAAUGGGGGAAGAUUUUUACGGAACAAAAUAUUAUGAAACACCUCCAAGAACUGGAUCAUCUAGAAAAGCCGCGCGACAUUUUGAACCAGUUAAUAAAGAUGAUGGUGAACAAGAAUUACCUGCCGAAUGGGAAGCUUGGUUACGUUAUCGUCGACGAGAGGUGCCAACAAAAGAGGAAAUUGAAGAAAAUUAUAAAAUAAUUUUAAUGAAACGCGAAAAUGCAGCAAAACUUGCAGAAAAAUAUGGAGGAACAGAAAUUCAAAAGAUAGGUCCACCAGAAACUCCCGGAAAUUUUCCAGUGUAUGAAGAAUAUCAAUCUACGGUAAAAAAGAAGUAGUCUGAAUUUUGUAAUAUAAAUUAAUAAGACUUUACAUUCGUUCAAAAAAAUUGUAUUUGUCAUUAAUUACGAUGUACAGUUACACGAUGUAUAUAUAUAUAUAUACGUUGGAAUUUCGUAUUAUGAUAAUUGUACAUAUCAUUAUUUUUUUAAUUUACACAAAUUUACUGAAUUUGUGUAAAUUAAAUAAAUUUACACCGUAAACAUAUCACUUUUUUUAAAAAAUAAUAUCAAUCGAUAUCUCUUGACGGUAUAAAUAUUCUCAAAAAUCGCAACAUUUUCAAUCGUAUUUCAGAAUUUCCACUGAAACUAAAAGACUAUGCUACUUCAGCAAAAAAAAAAAAAAAUUAAAA
This is a messenger RNA of Leptopilina heterotoma, 1014 nucleotides long. RefSeq lists its product as uncharacterized. Gene Ontology annotation, cellular component: membrane. The record is from RefSeq and is a predicted model, not a curated record. NCBI's taxonomy places the organism in Eukaryota, Metazoa, Arthropoda, Insecta, Hymenoptera, Figitidae. The transcript is spliced from 2 exons. Bases 239 to 661 code for a protein of 140 amino acids. Gene Ontology annotation, biological process: mitochondrial respiratory chain complex I assembly.